AUGAGUUCAUGGCCUCAACCAUUUUUUUGUGGGGUUGGGGUUAGGGUUAGGGUUAGGGUUAGGGUUAGGGUUAGGGUUAGGGUUAGGGUUAGGGUUAGGGUUAGGGUUAGGGUUAGGGUUAGGGUUAGGGUUAGGGUUAGGGUUAGGGUUAGGGUUAG
Messenger RNA from Saitoella complicata NRRL Y-17804, 158 nucleotides. RefSeq lists its product as uncharacterized. The transcript has a single exon. The annotation marks the transcript as partial. Lineage: Eukaryota; Fungi; Ascomycota; Saitoellomycetes; Saitoellales; Saitoellaceae. The record is from RefSeq and is a predicted model, not a curated record.